AUGAAUCUCUCUCUUCUAGGUGAUUCUCCACUCGCAAUAACCCAACAGGCCAUCGGCAUCUUCUUGGCCUCGAAACAAGACAAUGGCCAAAUUGCCGGAAUCUCCUACUGGCAGACUGCCAAUGGCUACACGGCGAUAGCCUUACACGAUUCCUGGUCCCACACGACCGGCAAUGUCGAGAUCUUACACGACCUUCUCUCAAAGGUCGAAGACGGUCAGAAGAACUACAUCAACGAGUUCAAUGACGACUCCAUGUGGUGGGCCAUGUGUAUGUUAGAGACGUAUAAUCUCGCCCAAGACCCCAACCAUCUCCGGGUGGCACGGAGCAUCUGGACACAUGUCCGUGACUACGUCGUCCCUCCUCGGAGAUAUAUCAUUGACGACAAUGACAUGGAAGGCGGUGUCAUGUGGACCAGCAAGCCGAACGAGACUCAAUUGAAUGCCAUUACCGCGGGCCUGUUCUCGGAGUUGUCGGCUCGAUUGGCCUGUCUACAUGAAGAUGCGGCAUCCCGACAGAAACACCUCGACUUUGCCAUCGGCAGUCUUUCCUGGAUACUCAGAUGCCGAUUUGUUCCCGAUCAAUAUCUAGUCUUGGACCACAUCGACCUCGAUACAGGCCAAAAGACUGAUUGGACCUUCACAUACAACACCGGUCAGGCCAUUGCUGCCUCCAUCGCCGUCUACGAUGUGAUGAAUCAGAACAACACUGAUCAGUCUCAAUCAUCCAAUGGCCGCGUGUACCUGGAUCUUGCAUGUAACAUGGCGCGUCGGGCCAUGACCCGGCCCGGUUGGGUCGACGACAACGGGACGCUGACGGAGCCUGAUGCAUAUCCUGGAACUGGUGAUGGGCGAAAACAAGCUUGGGAAAAUAGUGAUGGGGUCGGCUUCAAAGCGGUCCUUGUACGCGGUCUGGCCAAGCUGUAUAAAACCAUACAACGAGACGAAGCCGAUCUGGAGCUACAGACUCAAAUUGCUAAGUUCAUCGAAUGGCAGUUCCAAAGCUUACAGGAGCGUGAUACCAAUGGCCAGGGUCAAUAUGGUCCAUGGUGGGAUGGCCCCAUGGACUUGCCUACCAGUCACAGUCAACUUGCUGUAUUGGAUGUCAUGGCAGCUAUUCACGCCGUGCGGGAGUAG
Messenger RNA from Rhinocladiella mackenziei CBS 650.93, 1134 nucleotides. RefSeq lists its product as uncharacterized. The record is from RefSeq and is a predicted model, not a curated record. Gene Ontology annotation, biological process: carbohydrate metabolic process. NCBI's taxonomy places the organism in Eukaryota, Fungi, Ascomycota, Eurotiomycetes, Chaetothyriales, Herpotrichiellaceae. The transcript has a single exon. Bases 1 to 1134 code for a protein of 377 amino acids.